This is a messenger RNA of Echinops telfairi (small Madagascar hedgehog), 2242 nucleotides long. RefSeq names its product tripartite motif containing 16 (gene TRIM16). The record is from RefSeq and is a predicted model, not a curated record. Gene Ontology annotation, molecular function: zinc ion binding; protein binding. The transcript has 6 exons. NCBI's taxonomy places the organism in Eukaryota, Metazoa, Chordata, Mammalia, Afrosoricida, Tenrecidae. Bases 781 to 2019 code for a protein of 412 amino acids.
UUUGUACAAUAUUGAGUAUUAUCUUGCUGACCUAGGCAGGACUCUCCAUAUGUGGCCAUCUGGGCAUGCAGGGCCACCACCCACCCAUCUCUCAGUUUGUCGUACUGUGGUGGCUCAUGUAUUACUAUGAUGCCUGCAGGUGUGUCAACCGUUUUCCAUGUGCUAGCAGGAUCAUCCGUGGCACACAGGUGUUGGCAGAACUUCCACACUAAGACAAGGAAGAAAGGCCUGGUGAUCUACUUCUGAAGAGCAUUCACUGGAAACCCUACGGAUCACAACUCAUUUUCUCUGAACACAUCACCAGGAGGGAUCAAUUGCUGGAGGAUGUCAUGUUUGGCGAAACGGAAGGCCAGAGCGGGCGAAGGAGACGCUCCAUGAGAUGGCUCGGGAGUGUGAGGACGGCACAGGAUGCAGCAACAUUUCAUCCUGUCGCGCAUCGGGUUGCCUUGAGCUGGAGCUGGUGCCACGGCAGCCACCUGUCUUGUCCAUCGGCAUCACUGCCCUUCUUCUGCGCAGGCUCAUCAUGACCUGAGAGCUAUAGACGGCUAACAUCCUGGGGAAACAUGAACCGCAUUCGGAGGCACCUGCGCUUUCCCUGGAACAGGAAUAACUGGAGAUACCUGCUUUUCACCAUCGUCCUACCUUGUGGCAUGCGGAUGAGUGCCCUGUCUCAGGUGACUCACUCAGAGACGUCCUCAUUAGCUCCGCGGAGGAGCUUUUCUCCUUUUACGGUGCUCUGGAGCCGGCAGAGAGAGAGAAGCCUCUUCACAGCUUUGAAUCAUGCUGCGGAAGGUAGCUUUGAACCACCUUCUACGGCCGUGUUCAUCAGGAGCCACGCUGCAGGCGGAACUUCGGUCCAUCCAGUUUGACCUGGAGCAGAAACUCCGGUUGAAUGAAGAUGCCAUUGCCAGACUCCAGACAAACCAGAAAUCGGUGUUGGUGUCGGUCUCAGAAGUGAAGGUGGCGGCCGAGGAGCAGUUUGGGGAGCUGCUAGCAGCCGUGAGGAAGGCACAGGCUGACGUGAUGCUCUUCUUGGAGGAAAAGGAGCAGGCUGCGCUCAGCCAGACCAGCGGCAUCAAGGCCCACCUGGAACACAAGAGUGCAGGAAUCGUGAAGAGUAAGCAGGAGCUGGAGAUGGUGGCCUCCAUCAGCAACACGGUCCUGUUCCUGGAGGAAUUCUGCAAGUUCAAGACCACAGAGGACAGCACGUUCCCGAGUGUCUACAUUCGCCUGAAGGAUAAGCUCUCUGGCAUCCGCAAGGUUAUCACAGACUCCACUGCCCACUUAAUCCAGCUGCUGCAGAACUACAAGGCAACGCUGCGGGAGUUUUCCAGGGAAGAGGAAUAUGACAUCAGAACUCAAGUGUCUACUGUGAUGCGGCACAAAUAUCAGACCUCAAGACCGGAGCCCAGAAACAGAGAAGAGUUCCUCCAGUAUGCCUACAAUAUCACGUUCGACCCGGACACGGCCCACAGAUACCUUCGGCUCCAGGAGGACAAUCGCAAGGUCACUAACACCACCCCCUGGGAGCAUCCCUACCCUGACCAUCCCAGCAGGUUCUUGCACUGGCGGCAGGUGCUGUCACAACAGAGCUUGUACCUGCACAGGUACUAUUUUGAGGUAGAGAUCUCCGGGCCAGGCACGUAUGUCGGCUUGACCUACAAAGGCAUAGACAGGAAGGGGGAAGAGCGUAACAGCUGCAUCUCUGGAAAUAACUUCUCCUGGAGCCUGUAUUGGAAUGGGAAGGAGUUCCGGGCCUGGCACAGUGACAUAGAGACCCCGCUCAAAGCUAGCCCUUUCCGGAGGCUCGGCGUAUACAUUGACUUCCCAGGAAGAACCCUCUCCUUCUAUGGCAUAGAGCCUGGUACCAUGACUCUGGUUCACAAGUUUGACUGCACGUUUUCCGAGCCUGUCUACCCUGCCUUCUGGCUCUCCAAGAAGGAAAACACCAUCCGGAUUGUGGAUCUAGGAGAAGAACCUGAGAAGUUGGUUCCAUCCUCAGCGGAGGCUGCUUCCUAGACUCCAGGAUCCAUCUCUCAGACCUUUGCUAGCCACACAGAUGUGGCAGCAGCUUGCAUUUGACGGGGGGCUUGGGGUUAUUAUUAACCAGAGGGGUAGAUCAGUUGACCAGCAGGGAUAGCUGACUUUCAAAACCACAAGGGUUCAUGCACCAAGACCAGAGCACGUACAUGGGUACAGAUAAGAACUGGAAGCACAGGGAAUACAGGACAGAUAAACUCCU